Messenger RNA from Trypanosoma brucei brucei TREU927, 144 nucleotides. RefSeq lists its product as hypothetical. The record is from RefSeq and is a predicted model, not a curated record. The coding region runs from base 1 to 144 and encodes 47 amino acids. Lineage: Eukaryota; Euglenozoa; Kinetoplastea; Trypanosomatida; Trypanosomatidae. The transcript has a single exon.
AUGUGCUGCCCCACAGACGCUUUAACUGAGCCUCGUGUCUUUUAUCGUUUUUUUUUUGCGAUCUUUUCAUCUCCUAUUGAGUUAUUUCCUGAUCUGGAUUCUGUUUCCCUUUUGUAUUGUGUGGACAUUUCCCCCCUUUUUUGA